UUGAUUCGUUCACAUGGCUCCACUACGAUGAGAGACGGGAUCUUGCGUUCUGCCAUCUCUGCAUGGCGGCUAAAAAGACGGGCAAGAUCGGCAACACGAAGGUAGACGGCUUCUUCAUCAGUGAUGGCUUCUCCAACUGGAAACAGGGUCCCGUGAAGUUCUGGAAGCACGACGGCAGCGAGUGCCACAAGGAGACGGUCGAGCGACUGGUGACGCUUACCGCCACUACGCGUGACGUGGGAGAGACGCUGUCGGCGGGGCACGCUAAGGAGAAGGCCGACAACCGGAAGCAGCUGCUGCAAAUCCUACGCAGCAUACGGUUCCUCGCACGCCAGGGCAUCGCGCUACGUGGGCAUGAUGACGAUGAGGGAAACUUCAUGCAGCUGCUACAACACCACGGUUGUGUGUUGUGAAUGUAAUGUUAAUGUUAUUAUUUCUCAUAUCACGUGUUAA
Dreissena polymorpha is the source of this 453-nucleotide messenger RNA. RefSeq lists its product as uncharacterized. NCBI's taxonomy places the organism in Eukaryota, Metazoa, Mollusca, Bivalvia, Myida, Dreissenidae. The transcript has 2 exons. Bases 63 to 413 code for a protein of 116 amino acids. The record is from RefSeq and is a predicted model, not a curated record.